This is a messenger RNA of Cryptosporidium muris RN66, 4170 nucleotides long. RefSeq lists its product as uncharacterized. NCBI's taxonomy places the organism in Eukaryota, Apicomplexa, Conoidasida, Eucoccidiorida, Cryptosporidiidae. Bases 1 to 4170 code for a protein of 1389 amino acids. The transcript has a single exon. The record is from RefSeq and is a predicted model, not a curated record.
AUGGAACUAGAAAAUGUGGCCGAUCUGGAUACUCCCAAAUUAAUUUCGAAGUCUGAAUAUGUUGAAUCUUCUUCAUAUAACAAAAGUCCACUAAAUAGAAAGAAAGCUUUGUACCAGCUUGAUAACUCGGCUACAAAGAAAAGAAAUAGGAACUCCACGUCAUUAACACCUACAAUAGGGACUCCUGGAAGUACUCCAUACUCCCUAAGAUCUCGGUCAAGGGCCUCAAUAGAUAACUCGGGUAGUAAAGGAGAUAGCCAAUUAUCAGCUAAUGAUGCAGUACAAAAAAGUUUAUCUUUAAAAGAGACCUCAACAGAAAGAAAACGUUUAAAUUUGGGAAAGAAAAAGAGUAUACUACCUCCUCUAGAUCUUGGGAUCAUACUUGAAGAAGAGGAAACAGUUUAUGAUGGAAGUGGCGAUAGUAGUAAUAGAAAGAUAAAUACAUCAAAUACAAGCUCAAGACGUAGAAGACAAAUACAAAUUGGUGAUAAUAAGAUCAAGAGUUCUAGUGAAUUUAUGCCAGCAGAUAUUAGAGAUAGUGAAGAUAUACUAAAAAGAGAACAAAAUGAUCACAAGGUUAAUCAUUCAACUUCAGUAUAUGAAACAAUUGAAGCUUCGUCAACCCAAGGAUAUGUUUAUAAGACUCCAGUGAGAAGCAAAAAGGAUCCCAGUCCCAAACAGGCAGAAGAAUUGAAUGAAACGAGUGUAGUAGUCGAGAGUGAAAGGAUUUCUUCAACAAGAAUCAAGGAUAAUAGAAAAAGCAUCCUAAAGCAGUACGAUCCAGAUAACUCAAAUACAGCAACAUUAGCUAUAUCAAAAACUCCAAAAUCUCAGAAAAAAGUUCAAUUUAAAGUAAAAAAUGUUAUUAUUGAUUCAAAUAUACCAAAUAGUACUUUGAGCAAUUCUUGUGAGAGAAUGAGCUUAUUGAGUGACUUGGAUGAAAUAAAUAGUGGACAAUUAUAUAAUUUCCCAUCAUUAGAAGAAUUAAUUAGAACUGAUGAUAUUAAUCAUACAACAUCUGGUGCAAAUACAAAUGCUGAUAAUUUGAAAAGUAACGAUUCAAAUAGUAGUAUUUCAGAGUAUGCUAUAAGUGCAAAUUUAUCUGUGAGGGAUAAUGGUGGAGAUUCUAGUGGUAAUGACUCAGGGAAAUCUAUAUCUGUUAAAAGUGAUGUAAAUAAAAUUGAAACCCCUAUUUUGGAUAAUAUUAGUAACGUUAGUAGUUUUCUCAGCUCUAAAGAUGGUUGUGGUAAUGAUCACUCUUCAGAAGAUAACAAGUCAAGUCAUGAUACAGAUCGAAGCCAAUUUAAUCGCGAAGGAGAAGAUAAUUUACAAGUUAUAGGGAAUUCUACGAAAAGUGAAAUUUUGCAUCGCGAUUCUAUAGCUCCAAAUGUACCCGGAGCAUUUUUAUCUAUAGUGAUGAAAAAUCUCUCGUAUGUCAAUUUUUCAGUGGAAGAGAAUCAAGAUGAGUCAGCAAAAGAUGAUUCACUAAGUUUGACAAGUAAAUAUAAUAACCAAAAUGAGAUCGAAAUAGAGAAAAGAGAAAUAAAUGUGCAAAAACAAACCCAGUCUUCAUCUACUUGUUCAUUUUCAUUUAAUAAUGAAAUACCAAAUUUAUCUAAUUCUUUAUCAAUUUCAGCUGACAAGUCAAGUUUGAAUUUAAAAGAUGAAGUCAUAGAUGAGAAUCGAAUUUUGUAUAAUGAGCAAGAUUCUAACAUAUAUCCCAAUGCUGAAAUUAGAAUACUUGCAGAAAAUGAGGAUUCCAAUGAAUACAUAUCUACUUCAGAUAUAAGAAGUGUAGAUAAUUUAGAGAUUACUCUGGAAGCUAAGAAUAGCAAAAUUGCGGAUAAUAGCUUGAUAGAGGGAGAUUUGGUAUUAGAAAACAAUUCCAACAAUUUAGUUUUAAAUAAUGAUGAAAAGAUAGAAAUAGAACUAGAAGUAUCACAACAAGAUCCGAAUAUAGGUGGAGAUUUUGAAACCAAAUAUGAAGAUGCAAGCGAGAGGAUUAGCUACAAAACAACCGAAAAUAGAAAUGAUUUAAAUACUUCAGCUUAUUUUUCAACUCCCUCACCAUUCUAUUCAGAUAUCCCAGCAAAGACACAGUAUUUUUCAACACCUAAUACAGAUACACUAGUAACUAUAAAUGAUACAAUACCUCAAGGUUAUACAUGGGAUGAAUUUCAGUCUCUGUUAAAUUUAAACUAUUCGGAAAAUUUUAAUAUAUUAGAUUUUGAAUAUGAAAAUAAUAAAGAUACUAAUGACAGAAUUGAAAAGUGCAAAUUAUUAAUUAAAAGUAUUGAAGAUAUAUCAAGUGGUAAGAACGAACAAACAUUUGAUAUAGGAAUAACUGCGAGAUCUUUAACUGAAUAUGAACUUCAUUCUAUAAAUUCCCAGAUAUGGGAUAAAAUUGAAAAAAAUACACUUUUGGAUUUUUAUACAAAUGAAAUCUACCAAAAAUAUUUAAAACUUACUGAAGAGUUUUGUAAUAGCAAAUUGGCAAAAGAAUUGGCUACGAUAGUUAAUAAAAGUAGAUAUGGAACAAAAGAUGAUGAGAAAGUUAAAGAUGAGUUAGUAAAAAAUAUUGGAAGAUAUUUUGCAAGUAAUAUGUUUGCAAACAAAGCCUGGUUAGAAUGGAAGGAAAGAGUUAUUAUGCCACUCAAGCAAAAGGUUAUUUUGAAAUUAGCAGGAAAAAUUAGGCAAUACAAUGAUAUAUACCAAAUGUAUAGAAAUGAUAAAAACAAAAUUAAAAAUGCCUUUGUAUUGUUAUCAACACUUGAAUCAUGUCAUAUAUCAGAAAUGAAUGUUUAUGAGAGUUAUUGUAAUGCAAUUAAGAUAGUUAGAAAUAAUAUAAACAAUUAUAGAGAAGAGAUUAAUAGAAGCAAAAACUACAUAGAUUCUAUGAAUAAUAAAAAAAAAAACUUACGAACUCUUUUGAUGAAAGAAGAGGAAUUGACAAAUAGUUUAAAUCUAGAAUUAUUUAACUGGAAAAAUAAAAAAAGUAAACUUGAAAAAAAGUUAAUCUCACUAAAACAAAAAGAGGAGUUUGGAGGAUUUACAUGGAAUCAAUUUACAAUAAAUAGAUUUCAAGCAAAUAUUUUACCUUUGAUUAAUAACUCUAAAUAUUCAGUAAAACCGAAAAUUUCAAUCGAAUGGAAUAUUAAUGAGUUAAAUAAACAUACAAGAUCUCCAAUUCAAGAUGAGAAUGUUAAUAUGAAUAAUGGGAUUCAGAAUAAUAAUAAUCAGUCGAAAUUAAUGUGUAAUUAUUCAUCUGAUAAAACUAUCUAUUCAGUUAAUAUUCCAACAAGAGAAUCAAUGGGAAUAACUACUGAAUCUAAUGACAUCAAAUAUACAUGUCCUGUAAAGUUAGAAAUACAGCUGGAGGCAGAUGAAGAAUCAAGUAUAGAAUAUAGAAUGUAUUGUGGAUAUAUAGAAAUAAUAAAAUUAGUACUCAACUAUAGAUUGGGUUUAUUAUAUAGCAAAGAAAGAGAUCAAAAUAAAGAUAAUUGUAAUCAUAUGCUAAUAGUUUUUAUUCGCAGUAUAUUUCAAGCUUGUUUAAUAUUACUAUGGAAAGUAGAGUGUAUGAUAUAUGAAGUUAUGAAUAUAAAUAAAGUAUUCAACCUACUAACUGUUGAGAUUGAUAGUGAUAAUAAUAACAGCUUUAAAGGAGGUAGUGUACUAAGGAUGAAUAUACCAAUAUUAACAGGAGCUAUAAAUAUAAGUAGUAAUUCACCAAAUACUUUAGUGAACAAUUCCCCUUUAGUAAUAUCUCCAGCAUCUUCAGGUUUGUCAUCUCCUCAUGUUCCUUUACGUCCAAUAAUCCGUUUAAGUUUCAAUAUGGUAGAUUCUUUAUUUAAAUCUAAUGGUACACUUAUUGGAUCCAUACAAGAUAUGGACAUUUUAAAUGUUUUAGAGGAUACUCGUCUAAAUAUGAAGAGCUUAUUUGAAAAACAAAUUUUAGAGGUUACAAAUCCCUCAUGGGGAGAUAAUGCCAAAUCAAAUAAAGAAUGUCCAAUAUCUGCAGUUAAAAUUGGUAAGAAUUGUCUAUUAUCUAUAAUACAAAGUACAAUACAAGGUGGGGGUGGAAAUCAAUUCUUGUGGCAAAGGCCAUUAGAGCGAUUUGCUCCAAGGUUACUAAAUGCAGUGCAAAUAAGCAAAUUACAUAGUGAAUACUAA